UUGUCUAAAAUCCUCCGAGUACUAAAAUAAAAAUGCACACGUAAGAAUUUAAUAACGCGUUCAAUUUUUAUAAUUUCCUUGCAUUAUUCGGCAUCAUGUCAGCCACAGCUAAUGGAGUUGACCCCGCUCUCGUUACCAGAAUAGUGGACAGGGUGAAAUCUCAAGGAAUAUUUGAUCAGUUUCGGCGUGACUGUCUUGCAGAUGUGGACACCAAGCCAGCAUACCAGAACCUGGGAACCCGGGUGGAGGGCUAUGUGUCCUCUUUCCUGACCGAUUUUGUAUGGACACCGGACAUGAACAAGAACCAGCUGAGGAACAGUCUCAGGAGACAAAUUAAUGAAUCUGAGAUGCUUGCCUCAGGAGUGGAGAGAGUCAUUGAGCAGGUGGUGGACGCCCAGCUCCAGCAGAUCUUCCUCCCUCGCAUUGAAACGGUCGUCAAGGAGUACCUUCACAGUGAUAACACACCAUCCUCCAGUGAUGUCAAACCGGGCAUGGAAAGUGGGUCCAUACCCGCUCAACCUGGGAGCAGUGGUUCUAGUCCUAUGGUUCUUGGAGUUAAAGGAUCUCCUGCCGACAGUCCUCUUCCUGGAUGGAGUGCUGCAAACACCUCUCUGCAGUCUUCAACGUCCUUCCCCAAUCAGCCCCCACUUCCUGGUGAAACCCCAGACCAACCCCAGCCUCCACCCUUGCCAGAUUCAAGUGCUGUCCAGGAAAAGCCUCCUCUACCUCGCUCGAGAGAAGCAUCCCCACCUCCGUUGCCACCAAGCACGAUACCAGAGAGAACCAGGCACACAUCUUCCGUGUCCUCUUCACCGAGUUUGGACUCGAUAUCAUCUGAUCCGCUUAGCAUUGACAGCGAGGAAGAGAAGCCAAAGGUAGUCCCGAAGACCAGUCCACCAAAAACUGCAUCUCCUGCCUCCUCCUCCAAGUCCACUCCAGGAAAGCCAUCUACUGGGAAGGUCGCCCUAGGAAAGAGGAGAGUGAUCCUGAAGAAGGUGGUGGUUCGGAAAGCAGAUGGCACCAAGGUGGUCCGGGUAGUCCGGAUGGACCCCACCAAAGCAACGGCCAAAAGGCUUUUGAUGAGGGCCACAUCAAGAGCUGCCGGUGAUCAGGGUGGAUCACCCAAAGGGAAACCCAUCUCUCUUGCCAAAGUUAAGACAGAAGAGGGUAGACAGCAACCUGAGGAAGAAGACAGUCCUGUCAAGAGCAUCAAACUGCCGGAAGAUGAUCUCUCAGGUGAUGUCCUAGUCAGUCCAUUGCUGGGCAAAAGGAAACAUUUGCCUAUCGACACCAAAUAUUUGAAAGUGGCUGAAGCUCAAGAUCCUCAAGUUGCUCUUCAAGUCAAGGAUGAACCAAUGAGCAGUGGGGAUGAGGAGAAGUGGACUCCCAGACCAGAAAGGCCAAAGCGCAGAGGAUUCUCAAGGGAAGAAAUAGCAGCUGCCCACGAUGCCUCAGACAGUGAUGAGGAAUCAAGGCCAUCCCCUGUGAUUCCCAAGGAGGAGGACAGUCUGUCCAAGGACUUGGAGGAUGUAUCCUCUUCAGGAUCAGACAUGGACUUUGAAGAAGGAACUAGUAGUAACUCUGCUCCAGAUAGAAGAGACUAUUUCCCUGCUGAUGCCUCUGACUCUGACAGUCAUGUGUCUGAUGUUACUGUUAGCUCUGUGCAUACCAGUGACCUUUCGUCAUUUGAUGACAAGAUCAGUUCAUCAUCCAGUUCAUCUUCUAGCAGUGAAGAAAGCGAAGAAGAUACCGAUGACUAUGGCAAAAAGCCUGCAAAGCCAACGGACCAGUCCAGGGCAGAUGCCAAGCCCAUGCUUCUGGCCUCCAAGGAGGAGAUCCUCGACCGAAGCGUGUCUCCUGCAUCAUCCGGUGGAGGGAAGACAUCUCCUAGGCCGGUGGUAGAGGCUAGGUGGAAGAGACAGCACAUGGUGGACAUUGAGGAUGAGGAGACGAAGGCAGACAGGAGGAAGAGGGCGGAUACGAAAGUUUGGAUUGAUCAGCAUCACCAAGCUUCUGGAUCCAAAGCCAAGAAGGCGGAGGCUAAAGAAGAGAGAGCAAAGCGCAGGCAACAAAUGAAGGAGGAGAGAGAACAUCUGAGGGAAAGUGCUACAAGUCCAUCUCAGAUAGAAACCAGGAGACAGAGGAGAGGGAGAAGUGAAGACGAAGGAGCCGAGAGCAAGCCUUACACCAAGCAGCAGCUCAAGGAACAGAAGCUCCAAGAGAAGCGACGAGAAGCCAAGCGCCAGCGCAGCCUCCUAUCUCAGAGUGAAGACAGCCCUGCAGCACUGGACUCCAAACCCAGGAGGGAGACCGAGUGGACAGCCCCGCGUAUCCUCAGACAGGACUUCCUCAUCAAGAAGCGACGGGACUCCCAGAUUCCUUUCCAUCACCUGCUCACCUUGGACAUGGCUUACAAGCAGCUUCUGAAGAAGAGUCAGCAGAGGACCAAGUUCAUUGCUAUGAGGGCGAGGGAAGAGAAAGAAGGCAAGAAGUCGUACAGCAGGUUUACCUUCCAUGCUCCAGGCAAGAAUGUCAGAAAGUCCAGAUGGCUGCAAGCAUCGGCAGAGCGGAAGGAGUGGAAGUCAGAGAGAGAAGCGCCAUCCGCACCAGAGGCAGUUCUGGAAACGGUUGCUAUGGAUGAGGCUGAACAGCAUGAGGAAGUGCAAUGUGCCAAUGAAGAGGAUAGGCUGGAAAUGAUAUCACCUACAAGCCCUGAUGAAGCUCCUCCAGAACCUGAGGAAGACAGUAAGGGUGGUUCAAGAUAUGAGUCUAUCAAAAGUCCUGAAACUGAAUUAGACAUUGAUCAAUUUGGAAAGAGUAGUACGGAUAAGGUUGAUGAGCUAGAGCCAGAGAGAACUGAUAAUACGGUAGACAGUGAUAGACUUAGCAGUGAGAAAGUGGAUAUAGUACUCAAGGAGAAAACAGAAGCUGAAACAGGAUCAGAGUUUGGAAAAGCCAGUGAUGAUACUGCCAAUGACACCACUGAUGUAAAGAUGGAAGAAAACGAAACACUGAGGGUGUCUCCCAGUCAAGUAAACAUUGGUGUCACUGAUACUAAAGAAUGUGAUACUAGUUCGGACAAAGAUAGAAAUAUUAAAGAUGAAGAGAUGGAUGUGGCAACAGACGAGAAGGUAACUCCGGAGGAUCAUCAUGCUGAGGAGGAGGCAAAGUUAGAGGAGGAGGAAAAAGAGGAGCCACAGGAAAAUGAUGACAUUGACAAAGAACAGGAAGUGGACAAAGAGGAAGAAGUACAAAUCAGUACAAAAGAUGAUGAGAAGAAUACUGAUACACCUGCAGAAGACACAGUGCCAACCUUUGUUGUUCUCGAGAGAGAAGAGAUAUCAAGCGAGGAAGGGGAUUUUGAUGACCCUGAGAGAGAUAUCACAGAGGAGCAGGUUUCUUCUGAAGAUAAAUCGGUGAAACUACCCUCCAUAUUCCAACAGACUGAGGCAAUAUCUUCGGAUGAAGAGCUUGAUGAAAUCAUGCCAUCUUCAUCAGGGAAGGACAAGGCCGAUGGGGAUAGGGUAGAGGAGAAAUCGGAAGGAGAGGUGGAUGAAGAAAUCCCACCCCUUGCAGAGGGAGAAUCAAUUACCAAGCUCACCGAAGAUGUAUCAGGAGAUGAACUCUCUGAUACUCGAUCUGUAGAGAAUCCACCAACUCCAACCAUGGAUGAACCGUCCGAGUUUGAAGGAAUUAGAGAAGGGAACAACGAUGGACAGGCAACUAUUCCCAUAGUACUAGUUAGUAAUCCUGGUGGGUCUGGUAAAAGUCUUGGACAUAGCUAUUCCACAGGAUCAUCGAGUGAUGCAGAAGGAACCAGGACAAGGGAAAGCACUCCGAAAAGUGAUGGAAAAAUCCAAGAAAAGAUGGAAGACAGCAGAAAAAAAGAAGAAAUUGAAGAGGGAGAACUUGCAGAAAUGGAAGAAGGAGAAGUUUCAGAGGAAAAGGAGCAGACAUCAGGUCGUGGGUCACGCUACAGAAACACUAGUGGUCAAAGUGAUCCUCCGGAGGAAUCAUCUGGGUAUGGAAAGCGCCCACGCAGGAGAACCUUCUCCCCACAUCAAGGCAAAGAUGAUGAGUACUUGUACUUUGGUCUUGGAAAGCGGACACGGCGACAGUCACCAACACCACCAGCCCAGUCUCCUACUCCUCCGACACAAGGAGCUGCCCAAAGGAAACCCCUCACCAGGGAACGUUCAAGAUCUGGCGGGAUGGCAGCUGGCCAGGCCAAAGACUCCCCAGGACCUGUCAAGGAGCAGGAGGAGAGGGUCCCUUCAGCCCCGACAGAACGUCGAUCAUCCCGCUACUCCAGGAGAGUGUCACCUCCUAAUAGGUACUCACCAAGCGAACAGAGGACAACACCAAAGGGCAAAGGCCAAGGCGGUACUACCCCACCAUCUGCCCCAUCUACAUCAUCGCCUUCACCCUCACCACAUGAAUCUGACCAACCGUCUGAACCCCAGCAGCCACAUCGUCACUUCACCCGACGGAUGAGUGGGCGAGACGAGGAGAAGAGGAGGCCUCAUCGCUAUGAAGACAUGUAUUACUAUGACAACAAGAGAUCAAGAGGUAACACCAAUCAAGCACCUGCUUCAGGUAAACCAGUGAGAAGGACAUCGGGAGAAGAAAGGAAAAGGAAGCGAUAGAUGAUGAAUUAGAAAUGAAAAUCUGGGCACCAUCUCAUAAUACUCUCAAAAGUUCAAAUUCAUUGACAUCCCAUUGAAAACAUGUUUUAUUUUGAUGUAAAGGUUCUGUAGGACGUCAGCAAAGUUGUGCUUCUGAUUUUCAUGAAACAAUGCUCUGAUUCUGAGAGAUUGGACAAAUAAUCUAAAGGAAAGUCUGGGGAUCAGUGAGUACAUGUACUUUUGAAAACAAAAAAAUGUACCUGAAUUGCUGUUCUCAUAAAUUUGAUAAAGGUACAUGUACAUACAUGCAUGCUUCACAGUGCUUUAUUUACAUUAAACAUGUGUAUAGCACAUGUGAUUUUUGUUUUAAUCGCAUGGUAUUGCAUUGUUUUGUAUAUCCAUUAAGUGCUAUACAUCAAUGCUGCUUUGUCAUGUCUACACUACAGGUACUUGUAUAGACAAUCUGGAGAACUUUUACAAUUUUCUUAAAUAUUAUUUUGAUUUUAUUAAGAGAAAAGAAAAUUCUUGUUCGAGUGUCAUGAAGUUUGAUGUUUCUGAAAUAGAAUUGCCUUUUCUUUUAUACAUGUGAUUGUAUUCCAACUUUGUUAAUUUGAUGCCCUUGAAAAAGUAGUUCAUCUUUCGUGUUUUGAAAUCCUACUCAAAUCACGAAUUCUUUUAGAUUUAACAAAUAAAAUUUCUCCAGUUGGUCAUUAUAAAUGAAAAAUAACUGAUUUGACAAAUGCUAUUAUUCACUUCAAUUUUUAUAAAGCUGGAGCUGAAUGUUAUAACUUGAAUUUAAAUACGAAUAUUCAAAAUAUUGGAAAAAUAUCCUUCAUGUUCUAAUGAGCUAUUAUUAAAAAAAAUUGUUUUGGAAUCCUUUUGCAAUGGCAUCAUUUUGAAUUAUUUUCAUUCAAUAAUGUACAAUUGACAGCAUUUGAAUAUAACUUAUUUCACAUUUCUGUGAAUAAAAGAAUUACCUUGUUAUGCCUGGACUUACAAUUUUUCUUGUGAUGUGCCAAACUUCUUGGGAAUCGAUCAUGAACAAUUUCCUAUUCUUUCUCAACUGAAUCAUGAAGUGUGUAUGCAUAAUGUUUACUAACAGAAUGUAUAAUUUGAGAUAGAUAAAAUGAUAUAGAUAUACAUGUACGUGUAUGCUUUAAUGGCCCUUGAAUGUUGCAUAUAUGUGGAUAUAUCUUGCGCCCCCCCCCCCUCCCCCUCUCAUGGACCAACAAGUAAUCCAUGUACAGUAAUACCUUGUUAGAAGGAAAUCAGAUUUUAUUUUGGUUUGUUUCAUGGUCAUAUAUUCUCCGCUGCUCUCCGAUUAACCUCUAAUCAUACAAACUAGACAUAUGAAAUCAAUCUGGAUAUUUCAGUAUUAUAUGUCAGGUCCAGUAAAUGCCCAAAUGUUGAAUUUGCCUGUGCAACAAAGUACUGUAUAAAUGUGUAAGGUUACACAAUGUGACUGAUUUAAUGUUACUGUGUUUUGUAAGAUAUUAAAUAUCAUUUAAAUGCAA
Strongylocentrotus purpuratus (purple sea urchin) is the source of this 6139-nucleotide messenger RNA. Its product is annotated as biorientation of chromosomes in cell division protein 1-like 1. The record is from RefSeq and is a predicted model, not a curated record. Lineage: Eukaryota; Metazoa; Echinodermata; Echinoidea; Camarodonta; Strongylocentrotidae. Bases 96 to 4646 code for a protein of 1516 amino acids. The transcript is spliced from 9 exons.